GCUGUUCCUCGACCAAAGGAGCGAAAGUUGCCAUUGCACGAGGAACCUGAGUGUAAGCAACACCGUCCAGGAGCGUGGGCUACGGUGUGGAACAAUUUCAAGAGAUAUCUGCGAAAAGACUGGUCCACAAAGACUUAUGUUGCUGAAGAUGCGGCCGGUCGUCGAUACUAUGGAGAUCAGAAAUACACUCGACAGAUGUCACAGCUGAGUUUUGCUCAAUUGACGCAAAAUUCGUCCACAGAGCAACGAGCACCUCACGUGGCUACAACUGGCAGCAAUCAACCGCGAGACAAACCUCAACCAUUUCCCGGGCGUGACGAUCUGGAGUCGGCUCCCGGAGCAAAGAAGAGUUUUUCACGAAAACUCAGGUUUCGGAUGAUGUGGCGACGAUAUGGAUUGAAUAUAUCAGAGCGUUUCAUAGUGGGUAUGGUUUUAUCCGCCACGAUGAGGUUGCUAUUGGUCGUUUUUGCCCUGCUCGUUCUCAAUACUGCAGCCAACGACGAUGAGCAGAGUGGUACUGCAGAACCACAGGGAGAAGAGGUGCCACCUUUCGAGGAGGACACGACUGGCGAGCCAGAAACUAUCGAUGAAGCGAAUGUUACCGACAAAUCGGCUGCUACUGGUGGGAAACGGAAAGAAAAAAUGAUCACAUAUCAAGAAGUAUUAAAUUUGGCCAAGACCGGACAUCAUCUGAUGAUCGCUUAUGUGAUAAAGGAAGGCAACGUGUCCCAAGAAUACAUAAGGAAUAUACCAGAGAUAAAUAAAGUAUUUGAACAGGCCAACGUAACACUCAGGAUCUACUGGGUAGUGGAAAAUGAUAAGAACAACACGCUGGUUCUCCUUUACACACCCGGUAAAAUCGAAUCCGUUGCACUGUUCAAAAAAAUCGCCGAACUC
This is a messenger RNA of Ostertagia ostertagi, 897 nucleotides long. Lineage: Eukaryota; Metazoa; Nematoda; Chromadorea; Rhabditida; Trichostrongylidae. The record is from the annotation of a GenBank genome assembly.